Messenger RNA from Huiozyma naganishii CBS 8797, 1596 nucleotides. RefSeq names its product AAA family ATPase CDC6 (gene CDC6). The transcript has a single exon. Gene Ontology annotation, biological process: mitotic DNA replication checkpoint signaling; cell division; DNA replication initiation. Gene Ontology annotation, cellular component: nucleus. Bases 1 to 1596 code for a protein of 531 amino acids. The record is from RefSeq and is a predicted model, not a curated record. Lineage: Eukaryota; Fungi; Ascomycota; Saccharomycetes; Saccharomycetales; Saccharomycetaceae. Gene Ontology annotation, molecular function: DNA replication origin binding; ATP binding; ATP hydrolysis activity.
AUGUCAUCUCCACCCUCUACCCCUCACAAGCAAAUAAAGCGCGAUAGUGCCAGUGCAAAUGGACUCCUCACACCUCCAAUUUCGGCGCUGAAGAAGCGGAGGCUGUUUGCCGAAGACACUUCUAGUUUAUCUUUGGAAUCGCCCACCAAAAAACGUGUUCAAGUUCCUCAGUUACCGAUAACCCCAAGGAAGGAGCUAAAUUCAGUGGCUCCGUCUCCUCAAAAACUAGUAUUCGGUAAAGAUUCUGUAUACUCCAAAACAAAAGCCCUUUUGCAAAGAUCGGCCGGUAUAUUUGCCGAAGAAGAGUCUGGGUGUCUUCCUACAAGGAGGGCGCAAUACGACGAUAUUGUGAAAUUUAUUGAUAGCAACGUUUCAGCUCACACUAGUAGCUCACUCUACAUCACUGGGCCACCAGGGACUGGAAAGACAGCACAGGUAGACUCAGUAAUAAAAAACUGUUUUUUACCCGUUGUUCUACCCUCGUUUAAAAACAAGUGUAAAGAGUUCAAAGUUAAUCGUUUGAACCCUAGUUUGAAAAAUCAAUCGUACUUCCAGCUGUCGAAUGGAAGAGUAGAAAAUGUAGCUAUAACAACGAUAAAUUGUAUUGCUUUGAGUCAUCCCAGUGUUAUCUUCCAUAAGAUAUUUGACUCUUUUUGCAGUAAUGCGAAUACCAACCUGGAUCAUAACACCUCGGUAAAAACCGUGGCAGAUCUUCAAGAGUUUAUGGAGACUCAUUCACCUCAAACAACUUUCAUAGUGGUGUUGGAUGAGUUGGACAAACUUUUGGGGGGAGGCACCGCAGAUACGCAAGUCACCAAGAUUAUCUUUGAAUUGUUCUUAUUAGCGCGGUUACCUACUGUUAAUUUCCUGAUGAUUGGGAUUGCUAACAGUUUAGAUCUGAAGGAGAGGUUCCUUACCCGCUUGAAUUUGAGACAGGACCUGCUGCCAAAGACAAUUCUUUUCGACCCAUACAGUGCGGAGGAGAUGUUCCAAAUCGUGAUGCAUCGUUUGAGUCUGCUAGAUGAGGCAAAAUCCGUUUUCAACCCAAUUGCCAUCAAAUUUGCCGCAAAAAAAUGUUCUGGUAACACAGGUGAUGUAAGAAAGGUAUUUGACGUGUUGAGGUCAAGCAUAGAGAUUGUUGAACUUGAAUCAGUGAAAAAAAUGAAAAUGGAGCAAACAGAACAGUUCCAACCCAUUAGAGUCGGGAUGCCACAUGUGGCAAAAGUGUUUGCCCAAAUCACUAGUUCCGCUUCUACGAAAUCUAUCAUCAACAAGUUGAACUUGCAACAAAAAAUUAUCUUGUGCACAUUGGUACAUCGAGAGAACACGGAUGUUUUUCAAAGUUACUGUUCGAUAGAUGAUGCAUAUGAUUACUACUGUAAAUUUGUGGCCAAAAGAGACGCUCUGAAACCAUUGAAGCGUAAUGAGUUCUACGAGAUAUCGAACGCCUUAGAAACGUGCGGGGUGGUGACAGUAUCCCAAGGUAAGGUACCGGGGAAGACCAAGCAAGUGGUAAAGAUGAUCAAGACGAACAUUGAUGAAAAAGAAUUUGAAGAAGAAGUUGGAAAGAUGGAGAUUUUAAAAAGAUUCCUGUAA